Molecule: messenger RNA, 1350 nt
Organism: Aspergillus wentii DTO 134E9
Lineage: Eukaryota; Fungi; Ascomycota; Eurotiomycetes; Eurotiales; Aspergillaceae
Product: ankyrin repeat domain-containing protein
Exons: 1
Coding region: 27-1007 (326 amino acids)
Cellular component (GO): cytoplasm; nucleus
Molecular function (GO): protein binding
Source: RefSeq, a predicted model, not a curated record
CAAAUGGGCACAGCAAAGUGGUCAGAAUGUUACUUGAUUCUAUCGUUGAUCGAUACCCCGAGAAGCUCGAUCAUGCAGUCACCCUCACGAUCUACAAGGCAUCAACUAACAACCACGUGUCGCUUCUAGAGGAGAUCCUGGACCGAGAGGGCAAGCUUACACUUGGUUCAUGCGACUCGGGGGCUCUCUACUUCGCUACACCACAUGAAGCUGUUACUCGUCUGCUGCUGCAACGAGGCGCCAACCCCGACAAGGGUGGUGAUCGUGGGAUGUUUGUUUUAGAACAGGCUAUACACCAUGGCAACUCUGCAGUUAUUCGAAUGCUUCUUGAUGCAACAGAGCUAAGCCCGGUUCUCAAACCGCCCACUCGAGGACCCUAUCAAGUACAGAACCUCCUUGAUCUAGCGGCAGAGUCCAGUACACCAGAGAUUAUCCAGCUAUUGCUUAGCAGAGGCGUAGACUUUCGUCCUGAAAACGUCGACUGCCAUCCUGCUCUAGUGAACGCCGUGUGUGGCUUAAAUACAGAUGUAAUCAACCUCUUUCUCGACGCCGGCUUCGACGUGAAUUACAAAGCCACCAGUGGUUUCCACAAAGACCGUCCCCUAAUCAUAAUUCCAGCAAUCAAAGGCACGGAUGAGGGCCGUGCAGUUGUGAAGCUAUUGCUGGACAGGGGCGCUCAAAUAGAUAUGAUGGACGAAUCUGACCGAACAGCUUUGUCUUGGGCAGCUCAACACAGGAAUAAAACAGUUGUGGAGGAAUUGCUCGCCCGUGGGGCCGAUCCACUGUUGAAAGAUGUCAAUAACAAAACACCUCUUCACUGGGCUGCUUUUGACGGUGGCCGUGUAGUCACUCGGAUAAUCCUGAAGGCUUUGGAGUCUCGUGGGAUUCGAUUUGACAGGCUCGAGCGCUUGAUAUCUAACUUGGAGAAGGAUAGCCGUUUUGAUCGGGACCUGAUUCUGAAGCAAUUGAGGCAGCACCGCUGGCGGAUGAUGUACCCGUGUCCAUAGAUAUUCAUUCAUCAAAUGCUGGGGAGCUUUUGAAGGGCAUUUUGAAACUGGAUUAAGAUGAACUAAAGUCUAGAUUAUGGUGAAGGCAUGAUAUAUAUACCUUUCAGAUUAUCUCCAUCAUAUCACUGUCUAUAGUGGAACUGUAGAGGUUUUGCUGCUUUUGGAAAGGUGUGAAUAGUGGAUCCAUUGGCUGGGUCGGAUCUAAGACAGAUCUUAUCGCCGACAGACGAUGAUGAUUUGCUAUAAUCGAGUCGUACAAAUGGAAAUUUCGGUUUUUAUCAAAAUUGCAGAUAUGAAUACGACUGAGGAUCAAAGGAUCGUAUUAUUUGCGAAGAGAUUUAUU